Messenger RNA from Epithele typhae, 1509 nucleotides. RefSeq lists its product as uncharacterized. The transcript is spliced from 3 exons. The coding region runs from base 1 to 1509 and encodes 502 amino acids. NCBI's taxonomy places the organism in Eukaryota, Fungi, Basidiomycota, Agaricomycetes, Polyporales, Epitheliaceae. The record is from RefSeq and is a predicted model, not a curated record.
AUGUUUCGCAACUCCCGUCGUUCCUUCGUCCUCGCCCCCGUUCCCGUCUUCAAGCGCCUCCGUGGCCUGGACCGCAAGCGUGUCGAAAAGUCGAGCAAGAAGGUCGAACAGCUCCUCGGUGCCACCCCCGUCAUCGACAUCAUCCCCGCCUCUCCCCGCCCCCAGUCCGCCCGCCCACCAGUGUCCGCGUCAGCGCGGUCGCCGCUGAAGAGUGCAGGCAAGCACAAGGGAAAGGGCCGCAAGGCCCCGCCUGCCCCGAUUUUGCGCUACAAGCUGCCGGCGAACAUCCGUGAACCAGAGCAGGCGGACGACGUCGCGCUCACCCCGCCGACUCGGCCGUUCGCGCGCAAGGCCGUACCCGCCUCGCUCGACCUCCCGACCCCGAUCUGGCGCACGAUGGCGAUGGCCUCUGCACCCGCCAAGCGACGCAGGUACACGCCCCGCAGCCCCGGCAUGCUCCUCAGCCCCCUCUCGCCCCUCUCCCCGUUCUCGCCCAUCGAGACCACGGCGAUGCGGCAGGAACGCUACGUUGGUCUCCGUCGCCUCGCCCGCGUCUCCCGCGCAUUCCGGGACACCGUUGUCGACGAGCUCCCCGCCUUCCUGCCCAUCCCGACCGACGUCCCGGACACGUAUCUCGACCUUUACCGGAUCUCAACCUGGCAGCCGUCGCCGACCACCGCGGGCCCGACCCCCACUUCGGCGUUCACGAGCCGCCCGGCGUCCAGCGCGUACACGGCGUGCAGCAUCGUCGACGGCCGUCUGGGCCGCUGCCGGCGGAGCGUGUCGAUGAGCUUCCUGCGCGAGUCGCCGACCGCGACACCGACCGCACGUAUGAGCUUCAUUGUCCCACACUCUGCGUCCCCCGCCUCCCACUCGGCGCACAUCCCCACCCCGCUCACCGCCGACCCGCGCUCCCCGCUCUCCGCACGCGUGUCGCGUUUCACCUACGCGACCGCGACCACCUCCCGGCGCCGCACCGCACGCUACACGCUCGUCAUCCGCGUGCCCUCCCCACGGACGCCCACCGCCCGCACCUCCCUCGCACCCACCCUCGCGCCGCCGCCCCCCUCCGCCACGCGCUCCGCGUCCUCCCGCGCCUCCUACACCGUCGUCCUCCAGCUCCCGCCCCGCCGCCGCUCGUUCGCGCCCGCGACGCCCGCGGACGAGGACUCGCACAUGCAGCAACAGCAAACCGCCGCCCGCGCGACGAUCUACGGCCUCGAGCUCACCACGCCCACCACGCCCGCGGUCGAAGUGCGCUCGCCUCGCGCGCCGUACUGGGUUCGCCAGUCGUACCGCCCGCAGGGCGUCCGGCGUACGCACAGCACCGCGCGCCGCGCUGGCCAGCGUGUGCCGCCGACGCCACGCACGGUGCGCAGGGAACGCAGGCAGGGCUGGGGCGGGGAGUGGCGCACGGGCGCGGUCGAGGGCCUCAAGGAGAUCAAGACGCCCGCGCCGCGUCGCGUCAGCCAAGUCGCACCGAAGCCCGAGGUCGUCGUGGAGGCAUAG